Mauremys mutica (yellowpond turtle) is the source of this 2046-nucleotide messenger RNA. RefSeq names its product solute carrier family 38 member 1 (gene SLC38A1). Bases 16 to 1488 code for a protein of 490 amino acids. The transcript is spliced from 15 exons. NCBI's taxonomy places the organism in Eukaryota, Metazoa, Chordata, Testudines, Geoemydidae. Gene Ontology annotation, biological process: L-glutamine transport; amino acid transmembrane transport. The record is from RefSeq and is a predicted model, not a curated record. Gene Ontology annotation, molecular function: L-glutamine transmembrane transporter activity.
ACUUCCUAGAUCAGGAUGCCUUUUAAAAGUGGAUUAGAAUUAACUGAGUUCCAGAAUAUGACUGUCCCUGAGGAUGAUAACAUCAGCAAUGAUUCAAAUGAUUUUACAGAGGUAGAAAAUGGCCAGAUAAAUAGCAAGUUUAUUUCGGAUCGGGAGAGCCGAAGAAGUCUCACAAACAGUCACUUGGAAAAAAAGAAAUGUGAAGAAUAUAUUCCAGGAACAACCUCAUUGCAAAUGUCUGUCUUUAAUCUCAGCAACGCCAUUAUGGGUAGUGGAAUUUUAGGUCUUGCCUUUGCACUAGCCAACACAGGAAUCAUCCUUUUUGUGUUUCUAUUGGCUUCAGUGACAGUACUGUCUAUUUAUUCAAUAAAUCUCCUGUUGAUAUGUUCAAGGGAAACAGGCUGCAUGGUGUAUGAAAAGCUUGGCGAGCAGGUCUUUGGCGCUCCGGGAAAAAUGAUUGUUUUUGGAUCCACUUCUCUCCAGAAUACUGGAGCAAUGCUGAGCUAUCUCUUCAUAGUAAAAAAUGAGCUGCCUUCUGCCAUAAAGUUUCUUAUGGGAAAAGAAGAAGCAUUUUCGGCAUGGUAUGUGGAUGGGCGAAUUCUUGUUGUAGCCGUGACAUUUACUAUAAUCCUGCCCCUGUGUCUUCUUAAGAACUUAGGGUAUCUUGGAUACACUAGUGGAUUUUCCCUGGGUUGCAUGGUUUUUUUCCUCAUAGUGGUUAUCUACAAGAAAGUUCAACUUUCCUGCCCAGUCCUGGAGCCAAGUGCAACAUCACCUAUCAUAUCAAAUGUUAGCUCAGCACAUGAAGAUAUGUGUCAACCAAAGUAUGUUACCUUUAAUUCCAAGACUGUUUAUGCUUUGCCUACUCUUGCAUUUGCAUUUGUGUGCCACCCAUCGGUCCUUCCAAUUUACAGCGAACUUAAAGAUCGCACACAGAAGAGAAUGCAAAUGGUUUCCAAUAUCUCAUUUUUUGCCAUGUUCGUUAUGUAUUUAAUGACUGCUGUUUUUGGCUAUUACACUUUCUAUGAAAAUGUGCACUCAGAUCUGCUUCACAACUACCAGAGUAGAGAUGACAUCCUCAUCCUGACAGUGCGUGUGGCUGUCAUUUUUGCAGUCAUACUCACUGUGCCAGUGCUGUUUUUCACUGUGCGUUCUUCUUUAUUUGAGAUGGCUAAAAAAACAAAAUAUGACUUACGCCAUCAUGUUGUGGUUACUCUUGUCCUCCUGAUUUUCAUCAACCUGUUAGUAAUUUUUAUCCCCUCAAUGAAGGAUAUUUUUGGAGUUAUAGGAGUAACUUCUGCCAAUAUGCUGAUUUUCAUUCUUCCUUCAUCGCUGUAUUUAAAAAUCACACAUCAGGAUACAGAAAAAUUUACUCAGAGGAUUUGGGCUUCUCUUUUCAUGGCAUUGGGAAUAUUGUUUUCCCUAGUGAGCAUUCCUUUGGUCAUCUAUGACUGGGUGCACUCAGGAGACAGUGCUGAAGGCAACUGAAGUCAACAUCAUGCUGAAAAGGAUACAUCUCUGUUUGGUACUCACCAGAAUCACCACCAUUCUGUUUUAUCUAUCCCAUCCAUUAUGAGUUUACUCAAAUACUCAAAUCAAAUCCAAAUAAUGAAAUACUGAUAUAGAUGUAUUUGCUUGCAGAAAAUGCCCAUUUUCCCAACAGCAAUAUCAGUUUCUCCAAUUCCAGUGAGUUAUCAAAUCAAUGUUAAGUUUGUGUUGAUUGUCUGCAAGGGUUUACAUGGCUUUGCCACUUGGUUCCAAUCAUAAUUAAUUUUUACUCUUCUGGCCAUGAAUUAGAUUGUUCUACUAGUAGUCCUAAAACUUCCAAACUAUAAUAUUUAGUCCCUUGGAGCAAGACGUGUAUUUGUUUUUUGUUUUGCAAAUCCAGAUUCUAGAAUAGUUUUCACAAAUGAUGUUCAGCUUUCACCAUCUUUUUUUUAACCAAAACUGUACUCUUAAAUUGCAUACAUUUAAUCUGGCUUUUCAUUACUAUUUUGUAAACCAUUUCCCCUCAUUUAGUAAGUGUAGCAUUCUGGAGUGUUUAUA